AUAAAUAUAAGAGAGUUCACGCUAAUGUCGACAAUUGGAGCACUUGGUCCGUAAUGGGUUAUCAUGAAAUGUUCUUUCCGUUCUCCCUUCUCUAUAAUUUUUACUGUUAACGCAUACUUUCAUUGGUGGGAGACCGAAAAGAGAAAAAGAUAUGCCGUUUCCGGACAACGACAUUCCAAUCAACGGGAUUAGUAAAAACUACGAAAUAAUUCAACGAUCUAAGGGUGAUGAAUUUCUUUCCUCAUCCACGGUCAAAUACAAUCGUCAGUCCACAUACACGUUCGAAACUUUGCAGGAAUCUGCACAGUUUUUACUCAAUCGUGUUAAAACACGUCCAAAAAUAGGAAUAAUAUGUGGUUCUGGUAUGGGAUCAUGUGAGCAAAACGAGUUAUGUCCAGGUUCGAUCGCUGAUUCCAUAGUCGACAAAUACUGCUUUCCCUACGAAGAAAUACCACAUUUCCCUGUAUCAACAGUAGAAGGACACACGGGACAGAUGGUAUUUGGUUAUAUCGAGGGUGUUCCGGUUAUGUGUAUGCAAGGAAGAUUUCAUUAUUACGAGGGUUAUCCACUUUGGAAGUGUUCAAUGCCUGUCAGAGUGAUGAAGCUAAUAGGAGUUACUCACCUUAUUGCUACAAAUGCUGCUGGAGGACUAAAUCCAACUUAUCAGGUCGGUGACAUUAUGAUAAUGAAGGAUCAUGUGAAUCUGAUGGGUUUCGCUGGUAACAAUCCUCUUCAAGGACCCAAUGACGAUCGAUUCGGUCCUAGGUUUCCAUUAAUGAACAAAGCUUACAAUACUGAAUUAAUUAAAAUAGGAGAAGAAGUGGCAUCAGAGAUGGGUAUCAAUGAUAUAGUACAUAAAGGUGUAUAUACCUGUUUAGGCGGGCCUAAUUUUGAAACGGUUGCCGAACUGAAGAUGCUUCAAAUAUUUGGCGUCGACGCCGUUGGUAUGUCUACGGUACAUGAGGUGAUAAUAGCUAGGCAUUGCGAUUUGACAGUCUUUGCCUUUAGCCUAAUCACAAAUCUAUGUUCGACCGAUUAUGAUGAUCACAAUGAGAUCAAUCAUGGGCAAGUGAUAGACGUUGGAAAGACGAGGCAACCGAUACUUCACGAAUUCAUUUCAAAGAUUGUUAUGCGUAUAAAGGACAUGAUAGAUAUUGAUAAGAAAUGAUUUUUCAUAUUUUCAUUAUCGAGUUAGAAUGAAUCGUAAGAUCCUCGUUUCUGUUAUAUAGCAAGAGAAUUGUUUGACAUUGACAAAAAAUUUACAAAUAAAAUCUCGUUAAUGUAAAAUAAUAAAGGAGAAAGUGAUCAAGGAUCAUCUUUUAAUGAUGAUAUUAUUUUAAAAUAUGUAAUUAAUUGUUUACACUGGGCCUUUUAUCGAUUACAACAAUAUUUUAGAUACAACGUAGUUCAAUCCUUGGUUAAGAAUAUAUCGAAAUAUACGAGAUAUUCAAAAUAA
Vespa mandarinia (Asian giant hornet) is the source of this 1456-nucleotide messenger RNA. Its product is annotated as purine nucleoside phosphorylase. Gene Ontology annotation, biological process: nucleoside metabolic process. The record is from RefSeq and is a predicted model, not a curated record. Gene Ontology annotation, cellular component: cytoplasm. NCBI's taxonomy places the organism in Eukaryota, Metazoa, Arthropoda, Insecta, Hymenoptera, Vespidae. Gene Ontology annotation, molecular function: purine-nucleoside phosphorylase activity.